Molecule: messenger RNA, 2474 nt
Organism: Homarus americanus (American lobster)
Lineage: Eukaryota; Metazoa; Arthropoda; Malacostraca; Decapoda; Nephropidae
Product: leucine-rich repeat-containing protein 58-like
Exons: 4
Coding region: 144-1451 (435 amino acids)
Molecular function (GO): protein binding
Source: RefSeq, a predicted model, not a curated record
GCUGUUGAGCCUCUCUAGUGACGUAAAUAAACACAGCCAGAGUCUACAGGUGUGGGCACGAGUAGACUAUGAGUCUCCUAUACCAUUAAUAUUGGUGAAAGCACAUUAAUAUCAGCACUCUCCUUUUUAAUUAUUCGUUCAUUAUGGCUGUCAACAUGUAUUAUUCAUCAGAAAGCUCAGACAGUGAAAAUACGGCAGAGUCUUGCAGCUUGGAUUUAUCAUAUCUGAUGCUUGAUGCAGACUCCUUGGCAGUGCACCUCAGUAAUAGUAUUCGGGAACAACACCAACAACAGAAAGUUACUCGACACAGUGCUGUGCUCAACGCAAAUGAUAUUUCCAGGGAAGCUAGUCAAGGAAGUUGUCGUAGUGGAACACGACCAAGGACAAAUGACGUGAGCGACAGACUCCUCCUGUGUUCACUGUCAAAUACAAGUACCAGUGACAGACAAACUGAACAGGAAAAAGACAACGUCCUUGAUACUGUCACACAAAGACUCCUUCUGCAGCAUAACAUGUUGCUUACGUUACCAUUUGAGAUAGUCAAGUUUUCCAAUUUAAGAAGUUUAGAUCUGUCCUAUAAUAACCUCUCUCACAUUAAUGACUUCUUGCUACAACUGCCAGAGUUGCAAACGUUGUAUUUGCACAAUAAUAAUUUACCAGAUGAUGGACUUCCAAAAGACCUGUCACUACUGUCUAAGCUUAGGGAAUUAAAUCUGAGUGGAAAUCAGCUAACAAGAGUACCCAAUCAAUUGUAUGAAAUGAAUGGACUCCGUUACUUAUAUCUUGGAAACAACCGAAUCACAGAAGUUCUUCCUGAAAUUAAGUCUAUGCAAAGUUUACAAGUACUUAACCUUGGUGGGAACCUGCUAGAAACUGUGCCCGAAGAGCUUGGUGAGCUGCAGCAGCUUGGAUCUCUGGUUCUAUGUGAUAACCAGCUAUGUCGUCUACCGAGAACUAUUUCAAACCUCACCCGGCUACGCUCACUCCUGCUGCAUAAGAACAACCUCUGUUGUCUUCCUGUAGGAGCAGUCAAACUGAGGGGUCUUAUGGAGGUCAGCCUUCGUGACAAUCCACUUGUGACACGAUUUGUGAAUUCAUGUGCCCGGGAACUUAUGUAUAACCCUCCAUCCUUGCUGGAACUGGCUGCCCGUGUCAUUAAGUUAAAGAAGGUUGAGUAUACAAUCCAUGAUCUUCCUCACACUCUUGUAACCUAUUUAGGUAAUGGUCAGAGAUGUGUAAAUCCAAAAUGUAAAGGUAUGUACUUCACAUCAUGUGUUGAGCACAUCAAGUUUGUUGACUUCUGUGGAAUGUAUAGAGUUCCUCUCAUGCACUACCUGUGUUCAUCCCGAUGCUCCUCAAAAACUCCUGACUAUUAUCGGGCAGCAUCUUCUGAGUCAGAGAGUGAAGAUGACGAACCAGCUGCUAGGAUGAAGCGAGUCCUAUUGGGCUAACCAAUUGUCUUACGUUUGAUAAUAAAGAAUUGAUCUGGCAAGUUACACUUGAAAGAUGUGAGCCAUCUCUUUGUGCAGUAACAUGGAUGAUAUUCUGUGAAGUGCAUCCACUGGAUAAGUAUUUUGUGUUUUAUGUGAUUUUACAGGUUUUACUUGUAUGUAUUUAGUAUUGGGUAUGUUCAUAUACAGUACAUCCUGUUUAUAUUUUUUUAAAGGAUAGAGUGAAAAGGCAGACUUUAUGAGAGCAAAUUGUGUAGUCUUGUAUAGUUUAGCUGAGCUUUAGUAUCUUGCUUUAUGAACCAAGUCAUAUAAAAAAGUUCAUGGAACAAACUUAGUGCAGUACUAGUUGUUAUGAUUAAAAAGAUUAUGGUAUCAUAUAUUAAACCUUCAAAUUAUAUAUUUUAUUAAUCAACUGCAAUUAAUACAGUAGGAAUGCAUAGUGGUUAAUUAUGUUUAUACAGUACAGGGUAUUGAUACUUGUUUUAACCUUAAUUAGAAAAUUCUAAUUUAAGUGAAAGUCAUUAAAAUUCAUUACAGUAAUAUAAAUUUGAAGUUAUAAACUUCAUCUUUAUAAAAAAAACUAGUCAAAUAGCAAGAUCAUGAAUGGGAAAACUGGUUUGCAUAUUUUUUGAAGUGCCAUUUACCAUAUAUUGGGAGGCUGUAGAAACAUGAUUGUCAUGUCACAUUUUAUGCUUGGACAGGUACUGUGUCAUACAUACAUACAUGAGCUUUUCAAUAAGCAAUGAUAAAGUGUGAACAAAAAAACUUUGGAUAAACCAUCCAUUGCUAGUUGAGCAUAACCGUCAGAGUUUUACUAAGUUCUUAGUUGUACUCAAAACUGCAGUGUUGAAAUAAUUGUUUAGUUCCAAGAAAUAAAAAGUCUUGAGAAGACAAGUCUUAUACAUUAGAGGAUGAUAAUCACUUUGAAGUCAAUGCCAUCAAUAAUUUCUUGGCAGACAUUGUUGAUAUGGACACCAGAAUCCUGACAUUGUCAGUGAACUUGGGCUGCUUUUUUUUUUUUUU